UCUCUUCAAGUGACUUACAGCAGCACCAACAGUCACGAUGAAAGUUCUGAUCUCUUCUGUCCUUCUAUUGCUGCUGCUAAUGCUGAUGUCCAUCGUCUCUAGCAACCCAAGUCCAGGGGUCGCCAGAGGCCAGAGGGACCAACGCCAGGCUUCUAGGAGGUGGAUCCAGGACGGAGGCCAAGAAUGUGAGUGCAAAGACUGGUUCCUGAGAGCUACUACAAGAAAACUCAUGGCAGUGCCCAGGCUGCCAAAGAAGCAGUGUCCCUGUGAUCAUUUCAAGGGCAAUGUGAAGAAAACCAGACACCGAAGGCACCACCGGAAGUCGAACAAGCAUGUCAGAGCCUGCCAGGAAUUUAUCAAACGUUGUCAGCUAGCAAGCUUUGCUCUGCCUCUAUAGGAGCUAAGAGCCCCCUCUCCCAGUGAAACAUUCUCGGUCAAGAAGGAGUGAGCACACCUAGAGAAUGUUCUCCCACCUCAAGCUCCUUCUCCCUGUCCCCGCUUCCUAAAUCAUUCCAGUAAUCUCAAAAAGCAAGUUUUCCAAGAUUAUUUUGAUGAUUGCUCCCUCUAGUGCUUUCCCUUGUCAGUCUUCUCCUAUGCCCUCAUUCCCCAGGCUUCAUUUAAGCUUAAUUACCUGAAUGAAACCAGGAAACUCCAGCUUCCUAGCUUGUUCCACCUGACCUGAAAUACAUCCAGGCAAGUAGCAAAAAGAAGCCAGUAUCUGGUUGCAGUGGAUUGAGCAUAGGCCUGUAAAGCAAGGGGUCACUGGUUCGAUUCCCAGGCAGGGCACAUACCUAGGUUGCAGGCCAGGUCCCCGGUGGAGAACAUAUGAGACAACCGCACAUUGAUGUUUCUCUCCCACUUUUUCUCCUCCCCUUCACUUCCCCUCUCUCUAAAAAUAAAUAAAUAAAAAGCCAGUAAAUAUUAUUAAAUAUGACAGGUCAAAAUAACUUCUUUUGAACAGGGUCUGGCAACUCACACUCAAGCCAGAUGACCCACUCUAUCCUGUUCACUCCAAACUCAACCCAGAUUCUACAUAUACACAUACUUCUUCGCACCAUCUCUCCCUCUUACUCUCUCCUGCCCAACUUUUUAUUCUUUUACUCUUUCAACAAACCCUUUCUGAGGUAAGAGCCAAAUGGGGAAACUAAAGCAGGUAAUGAAUUAGACGCGGUCUUGUUCAAAAUAAUAUAGGUUAAAAAAACUAGUCAUUUCCUAGCAUGUAGAACACCUUUGGGAUUCAUUAUUGUUAUCAUCAUCAAGGGUCAUCGUACUCUGUGUUUCCAAACUAGUACAGAAGACACGCUAUAUGCAGAGCCAUAGGUCCAGGGUUAGAGAGAUGACAUGGAAAAUCUCAAAUGCCAUUGAAAAGGGCUUUGAACUGUAACAAAAUGGAAGU
This is a messenger RNA of Artibeus jamaicensis (Jamaican fruit-eating bat), 1396 nucleotides long. It is a transcript of the gene CXCL17, whose product is annotated as C-X-C motif chemokine ligand 17. Gene Ontology annotation, biological process: macrophage chemotaxis; positive regulation of macrophage chemotaxis; positive regulation of monocyte chemotaxis. The record is from RefSeq and is a predicted model, not a curated record. The transcript has 4 exons. Lineage: Eukaryota; Metazoa; Chordata; Mammalia; Chiroptera; Phyllostomidae. Bases 38 to 397 code for a protein of 119 amino acids.